AUGCAACGUACACCUCCGCAAAAGAUAAAAUGUAUGUCCAGCCCAGAUCUGCACAGUGAAAUCGAUUCUACCAAUAACUUCGUUACUUGUAGAAAGCGCAAAGAAAUGGACGACGUAUCCGAACAUAGUACGAUAUUUUCCAAGAAUAUCUUAAACGAAAAAUAUAUAGAAAAAUUAGUGACAAACUCGUUGCGCUCUGUUUUGUCUACUGAGCUCACCAAAAUAACGGAUGCCUUAACUAACAUCCAAUUGGCCGUAGCCGGGUUAAUUUCAGAUAAUACUGCUUUAAAAAAUUCGUUACUGGAAGUUAACAAUAAGCUUAUGGAUAUUGAUAAGUGA
This is a messenger RNA of Parnassius apollo (apollo), 339 nucleotides long. Lineage: Eukaryota; Metazoa; Arthropoda; Insecta; Lepidoptera; Papilionidae. The record is from the annotation of a GenBank genome assembly.